This is a messenger RNA of Hordeum vulgare subsp. vulgare (domesticated barley), 3047 nucleotides long. RefSeq names its product disease resistance protein PIK6-NP-like. Gene Ontology annotation, biological process: defense response to other organism. Gene Ontology annotation, molecular function: ADP binding. The transcript is spliced from 3 exons. NCBI's taxonomy places the organism in Eukaryota, Viridiplantae, Streptophyta, Magnoliopsida, Poales, Poaceae. The record is from RefSeq and is a predicted model, not a curated record. Bases 61 to 2784 code for a protein of 907 amino acids.
UAAUAGCAGGAGUAGUUGACAGACGGGGAAACGAAAGACCAAACUAACUAAGGUUUGGCCAUGGCGGACGCGCUGAUCGGGCCGCUGGUGGGGAGGCUCCAGGAGCUGGCGCUGAGCCAGGCGCGGGCGCUGGUGGCGGUGAACAAGGACAUCCGGAGGCUCCGCGACAAGCUCAUGUUUCUGCAGGCCUUCCUCCGGGAGGCCGACGUCAAGCGCCACCUCUUCUCCGACGAGAUCACCAGGGUGUGGCUGCAGCAGACGCGCGACGCCGUCUUCGACGCCGAGGACGCCGUCGAUCACUACUACCUCCAGGUCGACAUGUCAAGGUAUCCAUGGUGGGCUCGUCCAAGUAUGAGAUAUGUUGCAACAUUUACAACACAAGUAACCAUGCGACGCAAGCUAUCUGUGAAAGUAAAGGAUAUCAACUCAAGGCUCGAGGACAUUAUUGAAAACAAAGACAAGUAUAAAAUGGAGGACAUGAACAAGAAGUCGGAAUUAACAUGGAAAGCUGCUACAUCAAUAUCUUAUGCCCACAGAAAGUUGGAUGAUUUAGUGCCACCACAUAUGCCAAUACAUCAUGAUAAACGGAAGAAACUCGAGAAUGUUCUUCUUCAUCCCAUUGAAGAAGAGAAUGAAUAUCACCACCAUCCGGUUGUGAUCUCAGUGGUUGGAAAAAGUGGUGUUGGCAAGACUACUCUCGUUAGAGACGUAUAUGAUAAGAUAGAUAAGAAAAGGUUCACUGUUCAUGCAAUGGAGAGUUUUGCACCUUAUCUAACAGCAAUCAAUAUUCAGUGGCAAAUCGUUCAAAAACUGUCAGGAGAUGGCAAGAAUUGCACUAGAAGCAAUGUCGACAAAGUUUUUGAAGAAAAAACAAUAGGUCAGAAAUACUUGCUAGUGAUAGAUGGUGAAGUUAGCAGCACCGACUGGAAGAACAUUCUGCUUAGCCUCAAAAUUAGUGCUAAAGGUAGCAGAAUAGUGCAUAUCACACAACAUAAACCAGAAGAGCCACCUAACGGAUAUCCCCAUGUCAUUAUUAAUUUAGAAUCACUUGGACAGAAGACUGCUGUAGAACUAUUCCACAGGAGGCUACUCCAUAUUGAAGUGCAAGACAAAAAAAUUCAUGAUCGCCACCAAGACAUCCACAAUAUCACCGAAGGAUUGCCACUUGGCAUCGCUCUUUUGUCAGGUCUUUUACAAACCAAGGAGUUUCCAAGUGAGUGGACCAAUGUAUUUGACUAUCUUAUGUCCAAGCAAUCGAAGCGACUACAUAGGAUACUAUCGGUGUGCUUCGAUGAUCUCCCACAUGAGCUGAAAUGUUGCUUCCUAUACUUUGCUGCACUGCCCGCCAACAUCAAGAUUGAAGCCCGCAGAUUGGUGUGUUUGUGGAUGGCAGAGGGAUUCCUAAGACCAAAAGGUGGGAAGACAAUGGAGAAGGUGGGUUACAUAUACCUGAAUGAGUUGAUUGCAAGGAAUCUAGUUAAGCCCGUGCAUAUGGAUGAUGAAGAUACAUCUAGUGCUGGGAGUAUAUUUGUCACCAUCCAGAACAAAAUCCAUGAAUUUUUGCAGUUUGAAGCACAAGAGGCAAGUUUUGUGGAAGUCCACAAUGGUGAUGAUAUCCCCACAUUAACAAGUGCUCGUCGCCUCUCUCUACAGAACUCCACCGACAAAUAUGCUGUCCUAGCUAGUUCUUUGCCAAAGCUACGAUCAAUCUUCUCACACUUUGAGCAAGAUUACAAGGAUCCCAAAGAAGAUCAAAUUUAUUUAUGUUGCUCGCCUCAACUUAGGAAAAUCUCUAAGUGGAAGAGGAACAAAGACAUCAAAUCUCAUAUACAAGGAUUGUUGCAUAGAUCAGAGUUCCUCCGUGUCAUCAAUCUACAAGGCAUCGAGAUUGGUCAGAGGUUGCCAGAUGAAAUAGGCAAUGUUGUGCAUGUGCAUUACCUUGGAAUUACAUCUUGUUCAUUAGCGGAAAUCCCACAAUCCAUUGGAAGGCUCACUAGUCUUCAGACACUAGAUGUGAGGGAAACUAAUGUUCGGGAACUCCCAUUGGCCUUCUGGAUGAUUAAGACACUAAGGCAUGUUUUUGGUGGUUUCCUGAAAUUCCCUGAGAAAAUUGGCGGGUUGAAGAACCUACAAACACUUGACUCCGUACAACUUGAUACAUUGGAACAAGAUUUGGUUGGGACAUUAGGUGAGAUGAUCCAUCUUGAGUACUUAAGAGUUGGGUAUUCUUCGGAAGGCGAUGUGGGGGCUCUCUCAGAUGCUCUAAACAAGCUUGAGAACCUUAGGACUCUAAUCAUAAAAGGCAAAAAUAUUCCAUCAAGUGUGUUCACUAGCUACACACAUCGCCGCCUCAAGUUCAUAGUGUUAGAAGGAAAGCUGGAUUUGCCAUCUGAGUUGAAUGGUGGCUUUUUCCUUCCUAAUCUCAUUACACUUUCACUGGUGAGAACAAGUAUAUCUCAAGAAUUCAUUGACAAGCUGGCUGAGCUGCCCUUUCUUGCCAGCCUUGCCCUGUAUCCCAACUCCUACAGGGGUGACUGUAUUGCCAUCUCUCCUGGUGGAUUUCGUUGCCUGAAGAAGCUCAUGGUUGAUGUGGAAAAACUAAAGAGAUUUGAGGCCAAGAAUGCGCUUCCAAAACUCGAAGAAUUGGAUAUUCACUCCCAGUAUGGUGAAUAUUGUUGUCUCUUUAAGGAAAACGUCGACCAGAAGAAGACUAUUGUGGCCGAUCUUCUAAAAAAGGAUAAUGUUGAAAACAAAAGGUCGUUAAUAAGAAGACUAUUUGAUUGAUCUUCUAAAAAAAUAAGUGGGCAUACAUGAUAAACAACUGGAAAUGACACCCCAUCAGCUAAAGUUGUAUGAUUUACCGUGUCAUUAUUCUUAUGUACUAUGUGGCUACUAGACUCAUUUUAUGAUUGUGUGUGUUUGUGUGCUUGUGUUAAUAUUGUGAACUAUGUAUUGUGUUAAAGGUUUCGUGCAUUCACAACUCAAGCAGUCAAGCAUGUAUAGUAUGCUAAGUCUGAAUUUAUUUUAAUAUUGUUUGUUAUAACUGU